AUGUCCACACCCACCGCCACCGAAGUAAAACUGGACAGAUUCCCACACUUGUACAUCAAGCUCGACACACCGAAAGGCCGCGGCGUCUUCUCCAAUACCCCAGUCCCCCCAGGAACAAUACUCGACAUCUGCCCCGUCCUCCUGCUCUCCCCAGCCGAAACCGUACACCACAUCGCCCACACCACCAUGAACCACUAUACCUACAACUGGCCCCUCCGCACCACCAAAAACACUCCUUCUUCAAAUGCGAAAACGCAGGCCGUCGUCCUCGGCCUAGGCUCAAUGUUCAACCACUCCCGCUCGCAUCAAAACGUCGUCUGGGAGCGCGAUCUCGAGCGGCAGGUCAUCGUGUAUCGCACCUCGCGCUGGGUGGAGGAGGGUGAGGAGCUGUGUAUUAGUUACGGGGAUCGGUUGACCUUUGAGGAUGCGGAGGAGCGGGCGGAUGGUGUCCAGAGUGAUGAGGACGAGGUACUUGAUAAGAUAGACUUGGGAGCGUUUAGUUGA
Saxophila tyrrhenica is the source of this 504-nucleotide messenger RNA. RefSeq lists its product as uncharacterized. The record is from RefSeq and is a predicted model, not a curated record. NCBI's taxonomy places the organism in Eukaryota, Fungi, Ascomycota, Dothideomycetes, Mycosphaerellales, Extremaceae. The coding region runs from base 1 to 504 and encodes 167 amino acids. The transcript has 2 exons. Gene Ontology annotation, molecular function: protein binding.